Messenger RNA from Syzygium oleosum, 2877 nucleotides. Its product is annotated as DEAD-box ATP-dependent RNA helicase 28. Bases 117 to 2291 code for a protein of 724 amino acids. The record is from RefSeq and is a predicted model, not a curated record. NCBI's taxonomy places the organism in Eukaryota, Viridiplantae, Streptophyta, Magnoliopsida, Myrtales, Myrtaceae. Gene Ontology annotation, molecular function: nucleic acid binding; RNA helicase activity; ATP binding. The transcript is spliced from 20 exons.
AAAACCCUAGCAAGCUUCCGCUUCCACCUCCACCUCCACCUCCACCUCCAAGCUUCCGUCUUUCGCUCCAGCCUCUCUUUCCGCAGCUCGCUUGAUCGUCGGCCGCGCUGAUCACCAUGUCGUCGAGCUUCGUGUUCGAAGCCCCCAGCGACGAAGAGCGUCCGGAGGACCCGGAGGACGACGACGAUGAGGAGGAGGACGCAGACGAGAAGACGCAGUCUCCCUGGGACUUCGCUGCCUACUCCGAGUCCGUCGCUGAGGAGCACGCCCGCCACAGCACCACCUCCGUCGACUUCAAGAUUUCCAAGGCCCUCCAGAAUCGCUCCCUCCCGGUUCUCCCCGACGACGUUAGCUCCGAUUCCCAACCCGACAUCCAGGAAGAUUACAGGUCAGACGAUGAGGACGAUGGCGGCAGCAAUGCCGUCGAAACCAAGCCCUUCUUUGACAAGGCUGAAGGAGCCUCCUUUCACGCCAAUUCCUUUAUGGAGCUCAAUCUAUCUCGCCCCCUUCUUAGGGCUUGCGAGGCGUUAGGGUACACCAAGCCCACGCCUAUUCAGGCUGCGUGCAUUCCCUUAGCAUUGACAGGCCGCGAUAUUUGUGCGAGUGCCAUCACUGGUUCUGGGAAGACAGCUGCAUUCGCUUUGCCUGCUUUGGAGAGGUUGCUGUUCCGACCCAAGAGAGUGAAAGCCAUAAGGGUUCUUAUACUUACUCCUACCCGGGAGUUGGCAGUUCAGGUUCAUAGCAUGAUAGAGAAACUUGCUCAAUUUACCGAUAUCAGAUGUUGCCUUAUUGUUGGUGGGCUUUCAACAAAGGUUCAAGAAGUGGCCUUGAGAUCAAUGCCAGAUAUUGUUGUAGCAACUCCAGGGCGCAUGAUAGAUCACUUGCGCAAUUCUAUGUCAGUGGACUUUGAAGAUCUUGCAGUUCUUAUUCUUGAUGAGGCAGAUCGUCUGCUGGAGCUUGGCUUUAGUGCUGAAAUUCAUGAGCUGGUCCGUCAAUGUCCUAAAAGGAGGCAGACGAUGUUAUUUUCAGCUACAAUGACUGAAGAAGUGGAUGAGCUUAUUCAGCUUUCUCUGGUCAAACCUUUGCGCCUUUCAGCUGACCCAUCAGCAAAACGGCCUGCCACAUUAACUGAGGAGGUGGUCAGGAUACGCCGGAUGCGCGAGUCAAAUCAGGAAGCGGUUCUGCUGGCCUUGUGUUCGAAAACUUUCACUUCCAAAGUCAUAAUCUUCAGUGGAACAAAGGAUGCUGCACAUAGGUUGAAGAUCAUAUUUGGUUUAGCUGGUUAUAAAGCUGCGGAACUUCAUGGAAAUCUUACUCAAGUGCAACGCCUUGAUGCAUUAGAGCUAUUCAGGAGGCAAGAAGUUGAUUUUCUGAUUGCGACUGAUGUAGCUGCCCGUGGGCUUGAUAUAAUUGGUGUCCAGACAGUUAUAAACUAUGCUUGUCCCCGUGAUCUUACCAGUUAUGUUCAUCGGGUUGGUAGAACAGCCAGAGCGGGUAGGGAAGGAUGUGCUGUCACUUUUGUGACUGACAAUGACCGGUCUUUACUGAAAGCAAUUGCUAAGAGAGCUGGUUCCAAGCUGAAGAGCCGAAUAGUUGCAGAGCAAUCAAUUAUUAAAUGGUCUCAGCUCAUUGAGGGGAUGGAACGUCAGGUAGCUGCCAUUUUUCGAGAAGAGAGGGAAGAAAGGGCCUUGAGAAAAGCUGAAAUGGAGGCCACCAAGGCGGAAAAUUUGAUUGCUCAUAAGGAUGACAUAUUUUCACGUCCUAAAAGAACAUGGUUUGUGACGGAAAAGGAGAAGAAACUUGCAGCAAAGGCAGCGAAGGCCUCUUCGGAGAAAGGAAAGAGUUCUGCAGAUGUGGUAAUCAGUGCCCAACAAGCUGAAGACCUUAAAAUGAAAGAGAAAAGAAAGCGAGAACGUGAGAAAAAUCUACCUCGUAAAAAGCGUCGAAGAUUGGAAGCAGCUAGAGAAAUGUUGGAGGACGAGAAUCAGACUGACAAGUUGGAGGGUGAUGGAACUGGUAAAAAGGAGAAAUCUGGAUUAUCACUUGUUGAUGUGGCAUACCGUCGGGCAAAAGCAGCAAAGUCAGUGAAGAAGGCUCUGGAUGCUGGUAAAAUUGUCAGAAAACCAAGCAAAAAAGCAAAACGAACUUCUGAAAGAACUCCAUCUAGAGCGGAAGAGAUGAAGGAACUUUUUGAGAGUGAUAUGAGUGAACGAAAACUCAAAAAGAGAGGUGCUCUAGCUGGAAAGAAGAAGUCCAAAUUUAAAAGCAAGUCAAGGUACAAGCGGAGGUAGCAGAGGACACUCAGCACCAUGAAUGUUAUAAGCUAGCGAAAAGCGAGACUUUGCUUCCUAAUCAUCGUGUGCCUUCUCAAAAUCGAAAUCUUCCUGUAGACUGGAGAGGGAGAGGAUGGUUAAAGAACAAUCUAGGUGUUGUAUUCACAAUUUGGUGUAGCGGAUCAAUGGACAUGCUCCCAGUUCGGAGUGGAGGAAUUGUUGCUUGCAUUGAGGCUGAUUGUUUCUUCUGUUCUUUUUAAUUAACUGGGAGGACGAAAAUCCAGAUGAGUGCUUAUGUUCUUCUUUUCCUCGUUUUUUCGGGUUCACAAUAGAACAAUAUGAAAUCUUUGAGGGCCGAGCUAAUCCCAAGCAGGCAUGAACAGAAGCACGUGGAUCCAUGCGUGUGGAAUUAGCGCUUAGCUAGAAAGGGUUAGUGCAAUGAUUCCAACCCUGACCUGCGAGAAGACCCCUUCUUCACCUAGAGCAUAAUCCAGGGUUAUUCCUCGUAGAUGUAUGAUUCACGUUACACCGAAAUGCAUUCGGUUUCUUUUUUAUUUCUAGCUUAGCCUUGUAAAGCAAUAAGAAUUUUGUGCAUUUCAGCUCA